GGGGCUGGCACCGGAGGGGCGAACCCCGCAAAAGGCAGAGGGAGGCAGGGCGAGGCAGCCAUGGACCCCAAGGACCGCAAGAAGAUCCAGUUCUCGGUGCCCGCGCCCCCCAGCCAGCUUGACCCCCGCCAGGUGGAGAUGAUCCGACGCCGCAGACCCACCCCUGCCAUGCUGUUCCGGCUCUCAGAGCACUCCUCCCCAGAGGAGGAGGCAUCCCCGCACCAGAGAGCCUCUGGAGAGGGGCACCAUCUCAAGUCGAAGAGAGCCAGUCCUUGUGCCUAUACACCCCCCUCACUGAAAGCCGUGCAGCAGCGCAUUGCUGAGUCCCACCUGCAGACCAUUAGUAACUUGGCCUCAGAGGAGGAGGAUGAGCUGGGGGAGCUGCGGGAGCUGGGUUACCCAAGAGAGGAGGAUGAGGAAGAAGAAGAGGAUGAUGAAGAAGAGGAUGAAGAAGAAGACAGCCAGGCCGAAGUCCUGAAGAGCAUCAGGGGGUCUGGUGGGCAGAAGAUAACCUGUGGCCAGGGUCUGGAAGGGCCCUGGGAGCGUCCACCCCCUCUGGAUGAGCCCCAGAGAGAUGGGAGUUCUGAUCAAGUAGAAGAUACAAGAGCACUAAGUGAGCAUGGGGAGGAGCCUCAGCGCCCUGGUCCCCCUGAGCCUGGCACAUAAGCUUCCAGUCCUGCAUCUGCCAGGAGGGAAGUGAAGGCAUCACUAUUCCCCAGAAAUCUACUCUGUCCCCAUCUUGCUUUGUACCCUUCCCCAUAUCUGCUAGGGCUGCGGCUUCUGACUUCUAGAAGACUAAGGCUGGUCUGUGUGUGCUUGUUUGCCCAAAUUUGGCUGAUGCCCAGAGUUACCCAAUACAUAUCCCUGCCAGUCAUCCCUCCAUUCACCCAGUGAGAAGUGGGAUAUGAGAGAGUCCACAAUGGAAACACCAGGAAACCAGAAAUAAUCAUUCUAUUCCCCAGAUCCUCUCCCCUGGGCACCGGAGACCCACAGGGCAGGACCCUAAGAUCUGGGCAGAGGAGGUGCUGAGAACCUGCAGGUGUCUUUAGCUCUUCUUCAUCCCCUCCCCUAUGGGGACCUCAAGUUACCACUUCUCUCACUGGUCUCUAUAGGGUCCAGGACUCAGCCAUGUUUCUCCACAGUCUCAUCAUUUUGGACAUAUUCACAUAUCAUCCCUGCCCCUCCUGGGUGCCUGGAAGAUGGACUGGCAGCAGCUGCUUUGUUACGUUUUUUUUUGUUUGUGCUUUGAUGCCAGGAAUGCAGCCUAAUAUAUAUAGUAAAUAUCCUUACAGGGAGCACAUAGGAUGGGGAAGCCAGGUUCUCCUUGUUCUCCAGCUGCUCUGCCCCCUUCCCCCUUUUCCCUAACUCCAGACCUGAACCUCUCCU
Molecule: messenger RNA, 1386 nt
Organism: Dipodomys ordii (Ord's kangaroo rat)
Lineage: Eukaryota; Metazoa; Chordata; Mammalia; Rodentia; Heteromyidae
Gene: Ppp1r1b
Product: protein phosphatase 1, regulatory (inhibitor) subunit 1B
Exons: 8
Coding region: 61-666 (201 amino acids)
Biological process (GO): intracellular signal transduction
Cellular component (GO): cytoplasm
Molecular function (GO): protein phosphatase inhibitor activity
Source: RefSeq, a predicted model, not a curated record